This is a messenger RNA of Zophobas morio, 444 nucleotides long. RefSeq names its product ubiquitin-like. Bases 22 to 408 code for a protein of 128 amino acids. The record is from RefSeq and is a predicted model, not a curated record. Gene Ontology annotation, biological process: modification-dependent protein catabolic process; translation; protein ubiquitination. The transcript is spliced from 3 exons. Gene Ontology annotation, molecular function: structural constituent of ribosome; ubiquitin protein ligase binding; protein tag activity. Gene Ontology annotation, cellular component: cytoplasm; ribosome; nucleus. NCBI's taxonomy places the organism in Eukaryota, Metazoa, Arthropoda, Insecta, Coleoptera, Tenebrionidae.
UUCUUGGCCUCUCUCUCUGUAAUGCAGAUUUUUGUCAAGACCCUUACGGGUAAAACUAUCACCCUUGAAGUCGAGCCUUCAGAUACCAUUGAUAACGUGAAAACUAAAAUUCAGGACAAAGAAGGUAUCCCUCCGGACCAACAACGUUUGAUAUUCGCAGGAAAGCAGCUUGAAGAUGGACGAACCCUUUCCGAUUAUAACAUUCAGAAAGAGUCUACACUUCAUCUUGUUCUACGACUCCGUGGCGGAGAAAUUGAGCCUGCAAUGAAGCUUCUAGCACAAAGCUAUAAUUGUAAUAAGAUGAUAUGUAGAAGUUGUUAUGCUCGUUUACCCCCUCGAGCUGUAAACUGUCGAAAGAAGAAGUGCGGACACAGCUCUCAAUUAAGACCUAAGAAAAAACUUAAGUAAAUAUUAGUUUUCUAAAUUUUUACCUAAUAACGACAU